Messenger RNA from Candoia aspera, 470 nucleotides. Its product is annotated as C-type lection lectoxin-Enh3-like. The transcript has 3 exons. NCBI's taxonomy places the organism in Eukaryota, Metazoa, Chordata, Lepidosauria, Squamata, Candoiidae. Bases 45 to 314 code for a protein of 89 amino acids. The record is from RefSeq and is a predicted model, not a curated record. Gene Ontology annotation, molecular function: signaling receptor activity.
ACGAUGUCCACAGCCAUCUUGCCUCCAUCCUCACUCCUGCUGAGAUGCGAAGUCUGGCCAUCUGGCUUCGUCUAAGAUUUAACAUCAGCCGUCCCAUUUGGAUCGGAAUGUACAGCACCAGAAGUGUGAGGCGCAAACGCUGGCGAUGGGUAGAUAUGGCUGCAAUGCACUACACAAACUGGAAAGCGACAGAACCGAACGAUGCUGGUAGGAAGGAAGAUUGUGUCACGAUGGAGUACGUUUCAGGUACGCUGCAGUGGGCUGAUGAAAAUUGUUCCCUUCAGUUCAACUACCUGUGCAAAAUUUCACAUUAAUGGACUGCAGGAGUUCCUCAGGAGGCCAAUGGGACUGACCUGGAUUGGUGGCUUCUUCUUUCCAUGGUGGCCCAGGGCCUCUAGUUUGGUUCAGUCCAAGUCUGCAACUACUCUGUGGGACAGAUUUAACCUUUCUCUUGGCUGUGGCACCAAUAA